Messenger RNA from Coffea eugenioides, 3316 nucleotides. RefSeq names its product AP-1 complex subunit gamma-2-like. Lineage: Eukaryota; Viridiplantae; Streptophyta; Magnoliopsida; Gentianales; Rubiaceae. Gene Ontology annotation, cellular component: Golgi apparatus; membrane coat; AP-1 adaptor complex. The record is from RefSeq and is a predicted model, not a curated record. The transcript has 18 exons. Bases 381 to 3005 code for a protein of 874 amino acids. Gene Ontology annotation, molecular function: clathrin-cargo adaptor activity. Gene Ontology annotation, biological process: intracellular protein transport; Golgi to vacuole transport; receptor-mediated endocytosis.
CAGUCUGCAUCAUCAAAUGCUGGAAAUAACACACAACACACACUAGAUUUCUUCCAGUAUUAUUCAAUUAAUUUUAUAACUACUACUCUCAUUUUACUAGUCAUACUUUUACCUCAUUAUUCAUUCCUUCCCCAGUUUUUCUUCUUUAGAAAAAAUUAGGGGACAAAAGCCAGUUCAAUUCUCCUCUCUUUCGUUUCCAGAUCCAAAUCUCACAAAUUAUAUACCUCAGAUCCUCUGCCCUGUUCAGAUCUUAAUUAUUUUGUGUAUAGCUUUAUUAUUAACACGAAUUAUCUUCAAAAGCUAUAAAGAUUUGAUUGGGUAGUCAGGGCGUGAUCCUGGAUCUGAUCGAGCUAUCCCGGAGUUUCAAAAUCGACCCAGUCAUGAAUCCCUUUUCGUCCGGCACGCGCCUAAGGGACAUGAUUCGGUCCAUUCGUGGUUGCAAGACUGCAGCGGAGGAACGUGCUGUUGUAAGAAAAGAAUGUGCAGCUAUUCGUGCUGCAGUUAGUGAAAAUGAUCAAGAUUAUAGGCAUCGUAAUCUUGCAAAACUCAUGUUCAUUCACAUGCUGGGAUACCCUACACAUUUUGGACAAAUGGAAUGUCUGAAAUCAAUUGCAUCUCCUGGAUUUCCUGAGAAGAGAAUAGGCUAUCUUGGCCUUAUGUUGCUCCUUGAUGAAAGACAGGAAGUUCUGAUGUUGGUUACAAAUUCCAUAAAACAAGAUCUUAAUCACACCAACCAGUACAUUGUUGGACUUGCUCUUUGUGCUUUGGGGAAUAUUUGUUCUGCAGAAAUGGCUCGUGACCUUGCUCCAGAAGUUGAACGGCUUCUGCAAUUUAGAGAUCCAAACAUCCGAAAGAAAGCAGCAUUAUGCACUAUCAGGAUUAUCAGGAAAGUGCCAGAUCUGGCAGAAAAUUUUAUAAAUUCUGCCGCUUCUUUGCUGAAGGAAAAGCACCAUGGAGUUCUCCUUACAGGAGUGCAGCUUUGCACAGAUUUAUGCAAAGUCAGUUCAGAGGCACUCGAAUAUUUCAGAAAGAAAUGCACAGAGGGUGUGGUGAAAGUGUUGAAGGAUUUGGCGAAUAGUCCAUAUGCUCCAGAAUAUGACAUUGCGGGGAUAACUGACCCUUUUCUUCACAUAAGAUUGCUCAAGUUUUUACGUGUACUUGGACAGGGAGAUGUUGACACUAGUGAUUGCAUGAAUGAUAUUCUUGCUCAGGUGGCAACCAAAACUGAGCCAAACAAGAAUGCCGGGAAUGCUAUCCUCUACGAAUGUGUUGCUACCAUUAUGAGUAUUGAAGAUAAUGGUGGCUUGAGGGUCCUUGCCAUCAAUAUACUGGGUAGAUUUUUGUCCAAUCGUGACAACAAUAUCAGAUAUGUUGCUUUAAACAUGCUGAUGAGAGCUAUUACAGUAGAUAGUCAAGCAGUACAGAGGCAUAGAGCAACUAUCUUGGAGUGUGUUAAGGAUUCAGAUGCCUCAAUCCGUAAAAGGGCCCUCGAGCUUGUGUAUGUUUUGGUAAAUGAAAGCAAUGUGAAGCCUUUGACCAAGGAACUAAUUGAUUAUUUAGAAGUAAGCGAACCAGAGUUCAGAGGAGAUCUUACUGCCAAAAUUUGCUCGAUUGUGGAGAAGUUUUCCCCAGAGAAAAUUUGGUACAUUGAUCAGAUGCUCAAGGUUCUUUCAGAGGCUGGAAAUUAUGUCAAAGAUGAAGUAUGGCAUGCUCUUAUUGUCGUUAUUACAAAUGCUUCUAAUCUUCACGGAUAUGCUGUAAGGUCUUUGUACAGAUUAGUCCAAACAGCAGGUGAUCAGGAAAUUCUCGUUCGAGUUGCAGUUUGGUGCAUAGGAGAAUAUGGUGAUAUGUUGGUCAAUAACACUGGAUUCCUUGAUAUGGAGGAGCCAAUAACCGUAACGGAGUCGGAUGCUGUGGAUGUUGUAGAGACAGCUAUCAAACGGCAUUCUUCAGAUCUCACUAGUCGGGCAAUGUGUCUCGUUGCUUUGUUGAAGCUGUCAAGUCGUUUUCCAUCUUGUUCAGUGAGGAUAAACGAUGUUAUUGUUCAGUAUAAAGGAAGCUUGGUGCUUGAACUACAACAGAGAGCCCUUGAGUUUAGUGCGAUUGUUGAUAAACAUCGGAAUAUUAGGUCUACACUGGUCGAAAGGAUGCCAGUCCUUGAUGAGGCCACAUAUAGUGGAAGGAGGGCUGGUUCAGUGCCAGCAGUUGUUUCAACUUCACAAGGCGCUCCUAUUAAUCUUCCUAAUGGAGUUGCCAAAACGACAUCCGCACCACUGGUUGAUUUGCUGGAUCUUAGUUCAGAUGACGUACCAGUACCUAGCUCUUCUGGUGGAGAUUUUCUUCAGGAUCUUCUUGGUGUUGAUUUGUCACCAUCUUUGUCACAAACAGACACAAAUCAGGCGCAGAAAAGAGGCACUGAUGUCCUGCUGGAUCUUCUAUCAAUUGGGACACCUCCUGCUCAAAGUAACUCUUCUAUUCCUGAGAUGGUUUCCCCUAGUGAUGACAGCAAAAGUGCUAUAAAUGUCUUGGAGCAAUUGUCCUCACCUUCUGCGCCAGCUGGAGGUGUAUCCACCCCUCCUGGAAGUUCUCCUAUGAUGGAUUUGUUGGAUGGUUUCGCUCCAAAACCUGAAAACAAUGGUCCAGCUUAUCCUUCAAUUGUUGCAUUUGAGAGCAGCACCUUGCAAGUGACAUUUAACUUUUCCAAGCAGCCCGGAAACCAGCAGACAACAAUUAUUGAAGCUAACUUUUCAAAUAAGACAUUUGAUGCUUAUACGGACUUUAUCUUCCAGGCUGCAGUGCCAAAGUUUCUUCAAUUACAUUUGGAUCCAGCCAGCAGUGAUACACUUCCUGCAAGUGGUAAUGGAUCAAUCUCCCAAAAAUUGCGAAUUACGAACAGCCAACAUGGCAAGAAAUCCCUUGUUAUGCGCAUACGGAUAGGUUAUAAGUCGAACAACAAAGAUAUGUUGGAGGAAGGGCAAAUUAACAACUUUCCUCGUGGCUUGUGAAGUUCCAAGGGCGCUCAAAGGAAUUGUUUUGAUGUAUUAUGAGAUGAGAAAUAGAAUAGUUUGAGCUUCUGCUCGUAUGUAUGUAGUUUCCGGUGGUCAUCAAAUCCUGGGCGAUCUGGCUUUCAGCAGCGUGUUACUUCUGACUGGAUGAAUGAAUCAGGUAUAUCAGAUGCAUGGGGGAUUGUGUCUUCGCCCCCUUUUUUUUUCUUGUACAUUUAGGAUGGGACAGUCGCAUACGGCAUUGUGGAAACCAAAUUUUGCCUACGAGCGAGGCACAUAUAGAAAGCUCCUCUCCUCUCCUCUCGAGUCCA